GGCGGGGUGCCAGGAAGGAGAGCCGCUCGCGUGCACGUCGGGAUUGGUGAGAUUGCGUCGCGCGCGGAGCACUCUGGGACUUGUAGUUCUCGAGAUGGAGCGAGCUGUGCCGCACGCCGUGCCCCUCGGUCAGAUGGAAGUCUUUCAGACCCUGCAGCGCCUGCACAUGACCAUUUUCUCGCAGAGUGUCUCUCCCUGCGGGAAGUUCCUGGCGGCCGGCAAUAAUUAUGGGCAGAUAGCCGUCUUCAGCUUGUCUGCUGCUUUGAGCUCUGAGGCCAAGGAGGAAAGUAAGAAGCCUGUGGUGACCUUCCAAGCCCAUGAUGGGCCUGUCUACAGCAUGGUCUCCACUGAUCGACAUCUGCUCAGUGCUGGGGAUGGGGAGGUGAAGGCCUGGCUUUGGGCGGAGAUCCUCAAGAAGGGCUGUAAGGAGCUGUGGCGUCGUCAGCCCCCGUACAGGACCAGCCUGGAAGUGCCUGAGAUCAAUGCUUUGCUUCUUGUCCCCAAGGAGAAUUCCCUCAUCCUGGCAGGGGGAGACUGUCAGUUGCAUGCAAUGGACCUUGAGACAGGGGCCUUCACGCGGGCCCUCCGGGGCCACACAGACUACAUCCACUGCCUGGCGCUGCGGGAGCGGAGCCCUGAGGUGCUGUCAGGUGGCGAGGAUGGGGCCGUGCGGCUUUGGGACCUUCGCACGGCCAAGGAGGUCCAGACGCUCGAGGUCUACAAGCACGAGGAGUGCUCGAGGCCCCACAAUGGGCGCUGGAUCGGAUGUUUGGCAACUGACUCAGACUGGAUGGUGAGCUGGGCAGAAUACAGGAUGGGGUGGCAGCUCCAGGCCCUGCCAGUUGAGGGCCUGUGGCUCAUGGUGGCUGGGGACCCCCACCUUUCUGCCCAGGUCUGUGGAGGGGGCCCAGCACUUACUCUCUGGCACCUCCGAUCCUCCACGCCCACCACCAUCUUCCCCAUGCGGGCUCCACAGAAGCACGUCACCUUCUACCAGGACUUGAUUCUGUCAGCUGGCCAGGGCCGCUGUGUCAACCAGUGGCAACUGAGCGGGGAGCUCAAGGCCCAGGUGCCUGGCUCCUCCCCAGGGCUGCUCAGCCUUAGCCUCAACCAGCAGCCAGCAGCCCCUGAGUGCAAGGUCCUGACAGCUGCGGGCAACAGCUGCCGGGUGGAUGUCUUCACCAAUCUGGGCUACCGGGCCUUCUCCCUGUCCUUCUGACCUCUGGCAACACCACCCCCCAUCCCAGGGGUUGGAGUGUUUUUUCUUUUUUUUUUUUUUUUUUAACAAAUAAAAUUUCAAGCUUUC
This is a messenger RNA of Equus quagga, 1306 nucleotides long. RefSeq names its product THO complex subunit 6 (gene THOC6). Gene Ontology annotation, molecular function: protein binding. The coding region runs from base 95 to 1219 and encodes 374 amino acids. Gene Ontology annotation, cellular component: transcription export complex; THO complex. NCBI's taxonomy places the organism in Eukaryota, Metazoa, Chordata, Mammalia, Perissodactyla, Equidae. Gene Ontology annotation, biological process: mRNA export from nucleus. The transcript has 12 exons. The record is from RefSeq and is a predicted model, not a curated record.